AUGGAUCUCAACCGGGUGUCUCUGGAAAAAGGCAAAGGGAAACUCUUCCUGUUUCCCAAGAUGGAAGGAGCGCCUGGAAGUCAGGAAGCAGCAAAAGGCGAUGAGAUUUCUGAAAUGGAAGAGAUGUCUGGAAAUCAGCAGCAUCAGGGAAACCACCCAGAACAGGCAGUGGGGAAAAACUUUCUCUGUGAAGGGGAGAAAAGUUCAAAUGAAAGCACUUUGCAAGGGGGAUUUCAGCCUGGUUGGAGAAAAAGGACAGGAAUGGACAGUGAUAAAAGCUCCAGUCAGAGUGCUGACCCUCUUAAAAACUUGAAUGUCCAGACUGGGAAAAAGCCAUACAAAUGCUCCUAUUGUGGGAAAAUCUUCAACCAUGCCUCAGCCCACUUGGUCCAUGAGAGGAUCCACACAGGAGAGAAACCGUAUAAUUGCUUGGAGUGUGGGCAGAAUUUCAGUCGGAGAUCGCACCUUACCAGACACCACAGAAUCCACACAGGAGAGAAACCGCACACCUGCUCCGAGUGCGGGAAGAACUUCAGUCGGAGAUCGCACCUUAUUGAGCAUGAGAGAACCCAUACAGGAGAGAAACCAUUUGCGUGCUCCACCUGCGGGAAAAGCUUCAAUUACCGGUCCCUCCUCAAAGAGCAUGCAAGGAUCCACACGGGAGAGAAGCCAUACAAAUGCUCAGACUGUGGGAAGAGCUUCAAUCGGAGAGAGAGCUUUAUCAUCCACGAGCGGACGCACACUGGAGAGAAGCCAUACGAGUGCCUAGACUGCGGGAAGAGAUUCAGUCAACGAUCAAACAUUACUGCCCAUGAGAAAACUCACAUGGGCGAGGGAAAAUAUAAGUGUUCCAAGUGUGGGAAGAGCUUCUGCAAUUCCACUGGCCUCCUUAGGCACCAGAAAAUCCAUACAGAGGAAAAGCCAUGAUAAAACAUGCUCAACGGUAGACAAA
Euleptes europaea (tarantolino) is the source of this 952-nucleotide messenger RNA. Its product is annotated as zinc finger protein 239-like. The transcript has a single exon. Gene Ontology annotation, biological process: regulation of transcription by RNA polymerase II. The record is from RefSeq and is a predicted model, not a curated record. Gene Ontology annotation, cellular component: nucleus. Gene Ontology annotation, molecular function: DNA-binding transcription factor activity, RNA polymerase II-specific; RNA polymerase II cis-regulatory region sequence-specific DNA binding. The coding region runs from base 1 to 927 and encodes 308 amino acids. Lineage: Eukaryota; Metazoa; Chordata; Lepidosauria; Squamata; Sphaerodactylidae.